UCUGCCCCGCUCAAUGACAGUUCUCCACUGGAAGAAGUUGAGGAGGACACUGAUGAGGAUGAGUUGAACGCAUCCGCCGCGAUCAUGUGUGGACAGACUACUACGCACGGCGCCGGCGGUGACGGUGCGGGUCCUAUUUGCUCCUGUUCCGGUACCACCCAAACCGGCCCCCUUCUGCAUGGACCUUCUUCCAGUCAGGAUACAGUCGGUUCGUUAUGA
Molecule: messenger RNA, 219 nt
Organism: Dibothriocephalus latus
Lineage: Eukaryota; Metazoa; Platyhelminthes; Cestoda; Diphyllobothriidea; Diphyllobothriidae
Source: the annotation of a GenBank genome assembly